Lampris incognitus (smalleye Pacific opah) is the source of this 992-nucleotide messenger RNA. Its product is annotated as RING-HC_RNF170 domain-containing protein. The transcript is spliced from 6 exons. NCBI's taxonomy places the organism in Eukaryota, Metazoa, Chordata, Actinopteri, Lampriformes, Lampridae. The record is from RefSeq and is a predicted model, not a curated record. Gene Ontology annotation, molecular function: metal ion binding; ubiquitin protein ligase activity. The coding region runs from base 217 to 990 and encodes 257 amino acids.
UAUUGUCCCUUUUCUCCAAAGCACUCACUGUGUUGCCGCUCCCUUGAGGCAGGAAGACUCAGAGACAGACCACUAUCGAAAGGCCAAGUAGAUUAUUAACCAGGUUGUCUAAUUUAUUUUGUACGUGAUGCUGUCAAGCAGCACUUCACUUCCUCCUAGGGGACUCACGCUCAGUGUCUCUCUCUGCUUCCCCAGAAGUCACACUGUCGCUUCACUAUGCAUCCCCAGCACUCCUCCGAGGCCAGGCAAGACCCUCGCCCUGAUGUGCCGGUGGGCAACCCCGAGCUGCGCGCGGCUGAGCCAGCGACACCAACACACACGUGCCGACACAAGUUCUUACAGACCUGUUCAGCCAUGAGCCACAGAGACUGGCACUGUCCCGUUUGCUUGCAAACUGCCAGCUUCCCUGUCCAGACAAACUGUGGCCAUCUGUUUUGCGCUCCCUGUCUGAUCACAUACUGGAGACAUGGGUCCUGGCUAGAUGCCAUCAGUUGCCCUCUCUGCAGACAGAAGGUCAGUGUACUGUGCCGUCUCUUCACUGAGAGUCGAUCGGAUGGAAAGUCCAAGGAGGUGCUCGGUUACAUCACAGACUACAACAGUCGCUAUUCCGGAGCGCCGAGAAGAGUCAGUAUCACGUUCAACCCUCAUUUAACAGACUACCUAUGUGACGCGCCCCUCCUCCUCCAGCUGCUGGCCCGCGGCCUCGGCACCAUGGGAGGGCUGGUGUGGCUGUUUUUCUUCAGGGUGGCGCUGUGCUGUGUGGGUACCGUGGUGUCCUUCUCCUCCCCUCAUCUGGAGACCGUUCCCUCAUCGGCAAACCAGCUGGAGACAGACCCCUCCCUCUGCGGACUCCUGGGGGUCCUGGAUGACCUAGUGGUGGUCAUACUGCUCCUUAUCUGUGUUAUCAACAUCAACCAACAGAUGGCGCCAGAGACCGGAAGCCCAACUCGAGCUACACCCACACAUGGCCUAUUAGGGAACUCAAUGUAAUU